This is a messenger RNA of Rhopilema esculentum, 858 nucleotides long. The record is from RefSeq and is a predicted model, not a curated record. NCBI's taxonomy places the organism in Eukaryota, Metazoa, Cnidaria, Scyphozoa, Rhizostomeae, Rhizostomatidae.
AUGUCAAUAUCUGGUGAGGCAGAAAGCUUGGAGCCACGAUUGGAUUUAUUACCGCUUCCACCGUUCGACCCUGUGUCCGACCCGACGUCCAUAAGCCAACGAUGGCAGCAAUGGAAACGCCGUUUCGAAACAUAUUUACUUGCCGUAAAAAUAACUGAUGAUGCUCAGAAACGUGCCUUACUAUUGUACCAAGCAGGUGCCGCCACUCAAGAAAUUUUCGAUUCCCUCCCAGUUGAGCAAGAUGAAGCUGCAGAUUGCAAGACAGCGUUGGCGAAACUUGACACUUACUUUGCCCCGCUGUUGCCAACACCGCAGAAAAAUGUCGACUUUGAAAUUUUUCAAUUUCGCCAAGCCAAACAGAAGAUUGGAGAAACUACUGAUCAAUUUGCUACACGACUUCGCAAACUUGCUACAAAUUGUGAAUUGACAGAUUUAGAUAAGGGACUUGAAUCUGCGAUUAUACAAAACUGCUCGUCUAAGCAACUCAGAAGGCUUGUUUUGCGGGAAGAGAAGCAUACACUUGCCGUGUUGUUAUCAAAAGCACGUAUUCUGGAAGCCAGCGAUACACAAGCUAAAGAUAUAGAAGAAAGUCUCAUGCAAGUGGAAACUGCUCAGCUGGUUCGUAAGCCUCAGCUGCAAACCUGUUUCAACUGUGGUUUUUCAUGGCCUCACCGUACUUCCCCUUGCCCCGCCAAGACACAAAGUUGUCGCAAAUGUGGGCGUGUUGGACAUUUUGCUAAAGUCUGUAAAAGCCGCGCGAAACAACCGCGUGCCGUUAACGACCCGCCUAUGCAAGACCACAAGAAAGGAGGUCAUAAAUUCACAAAUCAAAAAGGAAAAAUACAUCAUGUACAUUGA